Messenger RNA from Owenia fusiformis, 1706 nucleotides. NCBI's taxonomy places the organism in Eukaryota, Metazoa, Annelida, Polychaeta, Sabellida, Oweniidae. The record is from the annotation of a GenBank genome assembly.
CCAUCCUCAGGAUAUCAAGGUAUGACAAACCCGUCCUCAGGAUAUCAAGGUAUGACAAACCCGUCCUCAGGAUAUCAAUGUAUGACAAACCCGUCCUCAGGAUAUCAAGGUAUGGCGACAAACCCGUCCUCAGGAUAUCAGGGUAUGGCGACAAACCCGUCCUUGGGAAAUCAGGGUAUGGCGACAAACUUCUACUCUGGCUACCAAGGAAUGGCGACUAAUUACUCAUCCCUCAUCCCUCACAACAGCAUCACUGCAAUGGCACCUUGGGCUGAGACAAUGAAAUCCCAAUUAUUUAGAGAUGUAUGCAGCCAUGUGUCCAAUCAAUUAAACAUACUUCAUGGAAGAAUUGACUACAAUACGUUUAAAAACCAGCAAAAUGCCCAAGAAAUCAAUCUCAUCCAGACCAGUUUUAACAAAGGCUUUGAGCAGUUCAAUACCAAUAUGAACAGCAUGAAGGACCGGAUUGUGAAUGAGAUCACAGGAAUAGUAAAACCUCCUACAGCCAGGAAGCUAGAUCUGGAAUCAUUGGGGAGCUCCAUUGGAUAUAGUGAAACCCAUAGGCAAUACAGUGUCUCGCCACCCCUGUCACACUUGUCAGACGAAAGUGAUUGUGAACUUUCUAUGGAUAUACAAGAAUCUCAGUCACCUGAAUCCCCAAGUUGUAAAACACCAUCAACCGUUACUUCUCCUGUCUUCAAUAUACCAUCUGCAAGUUCCAAUACUGAGAUCCGACAAACACAAUUACCAAUUCAAGAAUCUUCCUCUCUACCAGGCCAGACGUCUGAUUCAGGUUGCUCUGUAAACAAAGAAACGCCAGAAGAUCUGAGACCAGUUACUGUUGUUGAAAAAAGAAAAGCCAAUAUAACAGAAAUCUCUGAAUCGACAAUGAAAGUAGUCGCAGAUAUAGUGAAGAAGAGAGGGCCAGGAAAAGCCAUUUGCUACCUGCUAGAUAAGAUGUUUAGUGAAAGGGAACUCUUGAACACAUUUGCCAGACCAUCUGGGAACAACCUGACUUUAGAUGACCUUGGUGUUAGAAUGCCGCUAAUUAGAGAAUUCUUGCAGACAAGACAUGGGAUAGAUAUAAAUAAGAUUGAGAAAACAACAAACCAAAAACGCAGAGAUUUGAAAAGGAAAGCAAAGAAAUAGACUUUUGUUUAUGGAUUGUCCUGGGCUUAACAAUCAAUGUUACUAAUGAUUACAAUUUAUUAGUCUAUGUCUACAAUGCCAUUAAAAUAGCUUGUACAUUUAAACAUAUAUCAAAAUUGAUUUAAUCAAAUCCCAUAUUAGUUGUACAAAGUUGCAUAUUUUAUGAAUCUGUGUGUCAAAUUAUCUAUUUUGUUUUCUUUACAAAAGCAAAGUGCUGUCUCCUUUAUUUUUAUUUCAAAAAGUCAAAUCAUUUGUUCACAAUAUUAUGUAAAUACUUCCAUUGGAAAACUAUCAGAUUGGUCCUUUUAAUGACCUUGUAUAGCACUGUAAGCAUCAAUAAAGGUAUUUAUUAACAUCUGUAUCAUCCAUCAAUGAAACAUUAGUUGGUUUAAUUUUGAAUAAUGAUGAAAUGUUUCUCAACUUGUAGGAAAAUGAUGAACUCAGAUAAAUACCUUAUUUUGAUUUCACAAUUUUUGCAAUUGCCAAUGUAUUAUUAUACUACAGAUUAUAGAUAGUCUAAUAAUGUUAUUAUCCCAGCCUUGCCUAAUAUAAGUGAG